AUGGCGACCGGCGUCGACGCAAAGCUCCUAAAGUCCACCAAAUUCCCUGCGGAAUUCAAUCAAAAGGUUGACAUGCAAAAGGUCAACCUUCAGCCAGACAUUAAAGCUUUACAAAUACAACUUACGGGCUUCUUGGACAAGGACACGGCGCCAUUCUGCAGGGAACUAUGGAAAUUGUUCUUGAGUGCCCAAACAAGCCCUCAGGGUGUGCCCAAAGAACUUCUAGAGGCCAAGAAGCUAGAGUUGAUACAAGAAAAGAUGGAAGCCGAUCGCGCUGCAGACGAGGCACGACGCCGCCGAGGCGAUAUCGACAGGCGUCAACAAGAUGGCCCGGCACCGAGAGAUAGGGAUCGCGGUGAACGCGGACGCGGACGCGGCGGCGGUGGAGACAUGCGGCGUGGUCGCAACAGUGACAGGGACUACGACCAAAGAGGAACCCUGAUCAGAGGGACAGAGGCUCGUUCCGUGGGUCCACUAGAGACAGCUAUGUCCCAAGGAAUCGCGGUCUCGAUAGCCGAGUAUCUGGCCGUCGUCGCAACGACACGCGCUCUCCGUCUCCGGCAUCCGCCACCUCACGGUCGCGCAGCCCCGAUCGCAAGCGGGAUUUUAGUCGUGGCUCGCCCCCGGCCCCCGCCCGACGAACUCGUCGAGAACGCAGCGUAUCCAGCCCCAGGGCUACGAGAAAUCGAUCGGCGUCGCCGAGAAGAAGCCAGGGGGAUUAUCGCGAAUCACGAAGGAAAAGGAGAUCUUCACGAAGCCCUUCAACGCCCUCAACAUCGCCUGAUAAACGGGCGGCUGCAAAGCGCCGUAGAUACUCCUCUUCACGGAGUCGUUCGCCAGGUCGUGAGAGACGAUCCCGCAGUAGAAGCUCGAACUCAGCAUCGUCUCGAAGUUCUAGAUCACGCAGCCGUAGCUCUACGCGUCGAACCUCUCGGGGACGUGCAAGUCCGAGAUCUCGAAGCAGUCCCCGACAUCGCCACGAUAGUAGCGUCUCUCGCUCUCCGGAUCCCAGCGCUCGCAGAGCAACAGCUGAUGAUAUUAACGAGACUGAUCGCGAGAGCAGGAGAGGCCAAGGAGAGGGAGAGGGUGAGGCAAAAGGAAGCCGGAGACGCAACUCAUAGCCUCGCUCAUGGAGAUCGGCUGAUGACUCUAAGAGGUGACUUCCAAACUUUGCACAACUUUAAACAGGCCGAUUCCUGCGUCACAAGACGAUAG
Colletotrichum paranaense is the source of this 1215-nucleotide messenger RNA. RefSeq lists its product as uncharacterized. The record is from RefSeq and is a predicted model, not a curated record. Gene Ontology annotation, biological process: mRNA processing; regulation of mRNA splicing, via spliceosome. Bases 1 to 1215 code for a protein of 404 amino acids. Gene Ontology annotation, molecular function: RNA binding. NCBI's taxonomy places the organism in Eukaryota, Fungi, Ascomycota, Sordariomycetes, Glomerellales, Glomerellaceae. The transcript is spliced from 4 exons. Gene Ontology annotation, cellular component: spliceosomal complex.